Brassica napus (rape) is the source of this 3164-nucleotide messenger RNA. RefSeq lists its product as uncharacterized. The transcript has 5 exons. The record is from RefSeq and is a predicted model, not a curated record. The coding region runs from base 1804 to 2670 and encodes 288 amino acids. NCBI's taxonomy places the organism in Eukaryota, Viridiplantae, Streptophyta, Magnoliopsida, Brassicales, Brassicaceae.
AGAAGUCUAAAUGUCUAGUAAAUAUAAACAAAUAACCGGAUUUGCUUAUGCAAACAAAUAGUUUUUUUUACAUAACAACCGGAUUUUGUAACGCGAACUAAUAUUUUUCAGACAUAAUAACUGUAUUUGUUGUCAAAUAUGCACUGUGACAUGUACCGCAAAAUCAUGAUAUUGGGAAAGAUAAAUAAAACAACAACACAUUCACAAGUAAGAUUUUAUAACCUGCUAAACAUAUGAAAGUGCCGUCAAUUCGUUGAACACAGGCUACAUAAUAACCGGUUUUAUCUUGAACCUACAAUAUCAAAUGCAGCUUAUAAAUAGUAAAUGUGUAAAAUCAACAGUAAAACUAAAAGCCAUUCCCUAAUAAGAUUUUAUAAAAUCUUAUCGACAAUAUACUCAACCCAAAUGAAGGUGUUGAUCAGAUAUUAUAUCGUUUUAGAAGACUAAAUGUCUAGUAAAUAUAAACCCAAAAAAUGAGUAAGGAAAACCUCAUCCAGGGCCUCCUAAAGCCAAAUACAAUAGUUUUAAAAAAUUUAGAAACGUAUUCCCGAAGCAUUAAAAAAAACUAAAGUUUUAAGUAAAAAGUGGAAAUUGCUUAAAAAAUAUAUCAAUAAAUCUUACUGAAUUAGAAAAUGAGUUGAACCAAUUAAUUUAAUAUAAGAUAUAACACACAACUUUACAACAACACACAUUCAGUUAAUAAUGAACCCCAUUCCCGUAGAGACCAGUUAAUUUUUAUAACAUUUUGUAGAAUGCAACUAAACCAAAUAUAAAAGAUUUAGUAAACCAGAAAAUGGAUGCCUCCCCUAAACCGUAAAGAGGUUCAAUACAACCUAAAUCAGAAUCCCGACAACCCAAUUGAUUUUAUUUUCAUGGUUAACUGUGUUUGUAACAAGGAAAUAGAAGUGAAAUAACUAGAAAUGAAAGCAGAAAAAAUGAAUUUCCUAUAUAACCUUAUGUUUACGGUCAAGUAAAGGCGAUUAUUUCCGGAAUAUAUAAUGGUGUAGUAAAUAAUGAACUAAAAUGUCUAAUACUGUAGUGCACUUAACAAGACUUCAUGACGUCAAACGUCCUGGAAAAUCGAUGUAAACUUGAGAUGGAAUGCAAUUUUGCUCGAAUCACUACAAAACCAACCAGAAGGGUAACCAAUAUUUAAACCGGUAGCACUAUUGAAGAUAUUUCCAAGAUUAACUUACAGCAUAAGAGUCAAAUGAACCGCAACCCCAGAAAUAAUCAUCUAAUAAAAGAAUUUUAUAACUAAAUAAAAUGAAGAGGGCAUGUGUUGUCUUUUCACCAGACACGUCAUCAUCAUAACCUACGUAUAGGUAUGCUGCUGCGCAUUUAAUGGCUGGAUAUGGAAACGAUUCUCUGGUUUGAGGUACAUAAUAGAUAUUGACCGGAUGCAAGUUGAAGAAUUUUGGCUAUAUAAAGACACAUCUUCCUUUCAUAAACAUGCAACAAUCUCUUCGACACUAUAACCUGCAAAAGACUGAAAAAAUCGGAACAAAGCUUCAGUUAUCUGGGAGUGUUGCAGAGGUUAGAGUUAAAAAGGCAAGCAAAAUUUCAUCCCUUCGCAUCUUUCCUAUACCUAAAGUAGAUGGUUCGCCUCGUUCGUGUAGUCAAGAGUCAGUGGUCUAAAUCCCAACAAGGGGUUUGGAGGUUUGUUCAAGAUCAAUCGGUAUUUCGCGAAGAUAUUGUCCUUGGCGACACUUCAACAAUUGACGAGCUUAACAGGCUUGUGAGAGGGGUGUUUAACCUACCCCCGCGACACCGCUGUUAAUCACUUUCCAACUCCCACAGUGGAUGCUUGAACCAGACGGUGAAACAUGCCCGCCUCACAACAUUGUUGCCAAUCCUGAUAUUGACAUGCUAAUGAGUGUUCAUGAAUGGAAUACCGAACCGCAAAUUUGUGUCAUUUUCGGGGCCGAAGACGUUGCUAGGUACCAAUUCCUUUGUAGAGCUCCGUUUAAAAUUGGCAAUCGAACUUUCCUUGGAGAGGGGAUCACCGAAGAACAGCACAUCUCUGCUGUAAACGAUAUGGCGCAUGGACAAGAACUAGUAUGUAGCGAUGAAGUGCUAAAGGAGAUUUUCAGUGAAGCGGAGAUGGUUAGUCUGUAUCGAUUUUCGUUCGAAAUAGAGAGAGCCAGAAACCGUCUCGACCUUAAUGUUGGCGCAGAUGAUAUUACUGGAGAUCACGUUGUUCCUCAGCAUAUUCAACCACCUAUAACAGAGCCAAGACUGGUCACUGCAAAUCAGGCAGAGCGAGUGGGACAGUUAUCUCACACUUACGAAGCUGAUAUGUAUGGAUUUCCCAGUGGAGCAUGGACAAUCAACAAUCAUCCUGCAGCAGGUCACGGUGGCGGGAGAGGCAGCUUUAUCCCACAUGAGCAGACCCAUUACAAUACUACGCCUCUGCCUCCUCAAGUGACAAGGACUACUUAUUGGGAUAAUUUAAUGUCGUCAAGGUACGCAUUGGAGCUACAGCGAAUAUAUAUGGGGUUCCUGGAUCUGAACACACAGGCAACCCACACACAGCUCUUAAUAUUGGGAGCCCCAACACUCCAAUCGGCCCUCCAAUUCAGUUCCUCAGCGACGAAUCAUCUGCAGCUUCUUCGGUUGGGGCUACCACGAGGGAAGAAUUGGGUGGACAAAAGAGCCUAUUUUCUGUAGCAAGUGGAGAAAUAAGUAAGGGAACAGCAUGUGUGCAAGGUGAGAGUUCUGCGAUGGGUGCUCAAGUUGGAAGCAAGCCAACUGAUGCAGAGUUGGUUCAUCCUCAAAACAAUGAGGUGGGCAGUACAUCGGCUCAGCUAACCCCGCUAAGAGCAAAUGAAAUAGCUGCUGACGUUGCACCUGCUAAAGUUGAGGAGCAUACCGAUGAGACGGAGAGACGUCCUUGAAAAAGGGGGAGGGGGUUUUAUGCUGGUUUUUUGGCUUGUAGAAGUCGUCAGGGCAGAAGAUGGUUUUUGUUGCUCUACUAUCUGCACUUAUGGUUUACGGUUGCAGGUCUACUAAAUCUUAUGUUUGUCAUAAUGUAGCUACGCUGUAAAAUAGUGGUGACGUUUCCUAAUGCUUCUAUGUUAAGUUGGUUUUAUGUGUAAUAUGACGUAUGAUGUGAUGAUGUAAUGCAAUGUAAAAUAUUUGGUAACAAUACAUCUAUCCCAAAA